Messenger RNA from Apis dorsata (giant honeybee), 4551 nucleotides. RefSeq lists its product as uncharacterized. The transcript has 14 exons. The record is from RefSeq and is a predicted model, not a curated record. Bases 195 to 4460 code for a protein of 1421 amino acids. Gene Ontology annotation, biological process: mismatch repair; chiasma assembly. Gene Ontology annotation, cellular component: nucleus. NCBI's taxonomy places the organism in Eukaryota, Metazoa, Arthropoda, Insecta, Hymenoptera, Apidae. Gene Ontology annotation, molecular function: ATP binding; mismatched DNA binding; ATP-dependent DNA damage sensor activity.
ACAACGAGCUCGCGACCGAAGCGAGCGUCGAGAGUGAUCGCCGUCGUAUCCCGCCUCGAUGCUCCCGACUCUCCGAGCAUCAUCACGGGAAGGGCAACACUCUUCAAAGAAGCAUCAGCAAUCCGGAAUUCCAAGCGGAGUUGAUUCGGGUCGCUAAAAAGGUACGCGAUAAGUUGGACUCGAGCGGGUUGAAAAUGGUGGACGGGUCGAUACGCGACACCCGAUACGAUCGAAAACUGCCCGCUUCUCGACCGAGCGGUAAUAAUCGACGUAAACAAGUCGAACGUGGGAAGGAGAAUCGGGAAGGCGGGGAGGAGGGAUGCGCGCAGGAGCCAAGGUCGAGGGAUCAUUUCGCGAGACACGAGAUGGAAUCGCAACGGGAUCAAUUUCGGGAUGAGAACUCGGAUUCUGACGGUUCGAAGCUCGCCACGGUCGAUCGAUCGCGAGAACGGACGGGUAAUUCCGUUUCGAACGAACGAUCAGCAGCAGGAGGGGAAGGACAGGACGAGGCAUUUGCUCCCAUCACAGCGCAAUCUGCAACUCCAAAAACUAUGUUCUACUUCGGCAUGAACGAACGUUUCCCGGACGAAUCCCGCAACGACGAGGAUCGAGACGCGAUCACCACUCGAGAAUUUCACGCCGUUGGAAUAUUCAAGCACUCGGAUCGGGACCGCGAUCGUGGAGACGGCAGAACUUCCAUGGACGGGAUUCUCGACGACGCGGACGAGGAUAACGAGAAAAACGUUGUGGAGAAUAUUUCGUUGAAGUUGCGGCCAACUCUGCCGAAAAAGCAGUUGGAAAUCCCGCGAUUCUCGCCAUCCGCUGCCUGGAGAUUACUCUCUACGUUGGAAACUCCGGGUCCGAGUAUGAGCACUGCCAGCGAAGAAAUGCCGGUGAUGUUCGAGGAACGGAUAGAGCGACUCUCGAGACCGCCUCCACUUUUCCCACUCUCGUUGGGAGCGCGGAGCUGGCACGACAAAUCUGGUGAUUCUGGGAUAUCGGGGGAUGCCGGGGCCGGUAACGAAGACUCUUUCGACGUGAGUACGAUCAACAGGGCGAAGACUACGGUGACCAGGCCGACUUGGACGCCGCAGCAAGACUUGGGAGAGGAAUCGAGUAGCGACGCGGGCGUCGAUUCCCCCCCUCCCCUAUCCACGCCAAUGAAGUAUCGUUCCCCGCGGGGCCACGUGUUCUCCCUUUCGUUGCCCAGGGACGAAGCGAGAGCCUCGAUGUGCCUCUGCCCGCCGGAGACCAAGACCAGGGACGCGUUCGCCUUCAACUCCCUUCAAAAGUUGAAACGAUCCGUGUCCGGGGCGUUCGGAAUUGGGUCGCACGAUCACACCACUCACAGGAAAUAUAAUAAUACCCUCGACGACAAUUGGCUUUUGUCGACCAGUGCGCCCACUUCCCUCCAACAUCCUCGUCUUCGCCUCGACACCGCUCCUCCAAUCUCUCCCACCGUUUGUCACCCGUUCUCCCAUCGACGCGUUUCCGCCGCGUGCCCGUGCGACAGCGAGAACGAGGAUAACGACGGCGACGACGACGAUGACGAAGACGACGUCGAAGAUGACGAUGACGACGAGGACGAAGACGAAGACGAGGAGGACGAUCGCGAUGACGACCAUGACGACGACCACGACGAGAAUGUCGCGCGCGAUCGCGAGUCGUCGAAGAAGAGGCGAGACGACGAAGACAAAGCGAAGGAAAACGAUUUCCCAGUAAUCAUGAAACCUCCGUCGUUCUCGUACUUGACGCCCGGCGGUCACGUUAUGUAUCUACCGGAAACGAAUGAAACGGAACAUCGAGUGCAAAAUUUGAACGGUAGAAAGAUCGGGGAAGAAGGUAGCGUAACGAGGCGGAAAUUAAAUAACGGGGAAUCGAUCGAACGCGAGAUUGCCUCUUUCCGAUUGAACUCGUGCAAGAAUGUUGGUCGAAGCAAGAGCGAUAAAGAAGAUGGAAGUGAGAGGAAGGAGCGGGGCGAAGAGGCGAAGAGGCGUAAGGAGAAACGCAGGGACGAGAUCGAGAAUGUUUCGAAUCGACGACGCGACGACAAAAGUUUGAAGAACCAUCGUAUGGACGAGAACGGUUGCAGGGAACGGAACGAAUUCUCCACUUGUCCCGAACCACCGAAACAAAGGAGAACGUUUUCACCGCCAUCUACCAACGAUCAUCCGUCAUCGCAGAUCCCAUGGAUGUGCGACGCGAAUGAAACGAAGUCGCAACGAAAGAGCAAUUCGCGGGGCAAAAGAUUCACGUUUCAAUCGACGGUGAGGCAGAUAGAGAGGCGACGGUUGGCGGAAAAAUUGUCGAGGGAGGCCGAGGCGAAGGAGCGUCAAAGGAAAGGUGAACUGGAGGCGAUGCGAAAAGUGGAGGAAGAGUUUCAACGAAAACGCGCGAAGGAAAAAGCGAGUAUCAGACAACAGUUGCGUCUGUUCAAAGAAAUGGAAGAGAAUUUCAAUAGCUUGCCAACGCCGCCGGAUUGGGACGGUUCGCAGUUGUCUCGCGCGGAUCCGGACGGUGCCCCUUCCUCCACCGCAUCCUCCCCCACUUCGUUGCCUAAUGGGAACCCGCCGAUGAUCACGAGCACCGUCGGUAAACGCGGUGACACGGAACCGGCCAAGCAACCUCGUUCCGAUUCCAAAGGCUAUCGUCCAAAGUAUUACGAUUGGCCACCGGAUAGCGCCAAUCAUUCGGAUCACAAGCAAACCACCGUUCAUCCCAAGAUCGUUUGCGAUAUUCCCAAAAGCUCGCCCGUUUUCGUCCACGCGAAUCUUCAUCCUGGCAAGCCACCUGUCGUGUCCAAUUCCACUCCAAAAUCGGAUAAUUAUAGGAAAGAUUUCGCGCACGGUACAAUGGUAACCAGAACUUCUUUCGCGAGUAGCGAUAGCGAACUUUCGCAACCAAACACGAGGCCGCACUCCAGGGAGAACGGGAUCAAGAUAAAAUCUCAUCGGCCUAGGUCCACCAGUCCUGCACGAAGCGCGGACAUAGCGACAUCUAAGGAAGAUUUGUCCCAGCUGAUCGAACCAACCGAACAUCCGAAGAAUCCUACUGCGCACCAACUUACAUCGAUAAGUGGAUUACAACCGUUCACGAAACGAAAAACGUAUAGGCCAAUUUUUUAUAAUCCUUGCCCAACUCCACCCAUUCCGAGUUUUCAUAUAUCGCCGAUUUUUAAUUACAUUCAUACACGUUUGCGUAAUCGAUCCACAGUGAAUCACGUGCGACACACUUUGCCCGAACUGCUCACGCGAAUGGCAGAGAAAGAUAUGCGGGAACAUCUUCCACGUUCGGUAACCGGUUGCAAUAUGUUAUAUCUGCCAAACAUUGGCUACGUAUUGGCGAUAAACAAAUGGGAUCCAACCCCACCCGAGGACGUUACUUUUCCAAAUUUGGAAUUCAAAUUCAGCAUCAAUCGGGUUCAUUAUUAUAAAAGCCCUUCGGCGAGAGAGUUGGAUGAGAGCGUGGGUGACAUUAUAUUGAAAAUAGCCGUUCGACAAAAUCACAUCGUGCAAAAGUUGAUACGUUAUACGAAGAAACACAUGGGGACGAUUUUAAACGCGAUUCAACUCUGUGCCGAGUUAGACACUUUACUGGCGUUCUACAAAGUGGCGCGUGAUUAUAAUUACACCAAACCGAACGUAACGAAGUCGAAGAUCAUAGACGUGGUCGAAGGGCGACACCCAUUGAUGGAAUGCGCGACAACAUUCGUGCCGAACGAUAUACGUUCCGGGAACGGGAAGAGUUUGAUCAAAGUUAUAACGGGGCCAAAUUCUUGCGGCAAGAGUGUAUAUCUAAAGCAGAUUGGCCUUAUAGUGUUCAUGGCUCACAUAGGUUGUUACGUUCCUGCAAGAUCCGCGACGAUAGGCACGAUUUCUCGUAUCUUGACUCAAAUGUCGAACACGGAAAGUAUCGGGUUGAACGCGAGCUCGUUUCUACAGAAUCUUCGACAGAUCAACGUGGCUUUACACGCGUCCACCUCGGAUUCGAUCGUGAUAACGGACGAAUUGGACAGAGGAACGUCCGAAAUGAGCGGAUUAUCGUUGGUAGCGGCUAUACUAAACACAUUCGCUGAAAGAGAUUCGGAUUGUCCUCACGUAUUUGCUGCGACGCAUGCGUAUGGCGUACUUGCACUACUUCCCCAAAUUUCUUUAAUUGAAAUUCAAACAUUUGAAUACACGAUCGACGAAGAUGAAUCGUUGGCGUUCCUCUACCGAUUGACUAACGGUAGUACAACACGCAGUUUUGCACAUUACGUGGCGAGACUCGCCGAAUUGGACGAAGAUAUCGUUAAACGAGGAUUAGAGAUAUUUGAGAAGAUGAAACGACACGAAUUAGCAUCCAGUAUAUAUAAUCAUCACGAUAGGUUGAAAAGAAUCGCCGAGCGACUCGAAACAUGGAAAGACUUGGAUUUGGAUGAAUUGAAAACGUUAGUUCGACAAGCCGUGUUUCCACAAUAAUUGUAUAAUUCAAAAUGAUUAAAAUAUCAAAAAAUCAUACGUCUAUUACGUUUAUUAUAUUAUAAAACGAUAAAUGAUCGAUUCAAAAAAA